This is a messenger RNA of Somion occarium, 1088 nucleotides long. The record is from the annotation of a GenBank genome assembly. Lineage: Eukaryota; Fungi; Basidiomycota; Agaricomycetes; Polyporales; Cerrenaceae.
GGGCAAGCUUGUUGAUUCCGCGUAAACAAGGUCACGCGCGUAGUCAAAAGCGCGUCGCGACGCGUGCUAGGCGCCCAUCAUAUAUAAGACCUUCGUCGUUUUACCUGGGGCCUUUUCCUUCUCCCCAUCUUUGCUCGUCUUUUUGCCGCUUCUACGCUUGGCCCUCUCGUCCAUUCACAUUUUUUACACUCCAAUUCGACUAUAAGCACAAUGUCUGGCAAGGGUAGUGGCAAAUCCAAGUCCGGCAAAGCUUCCGGCGAACCCACAGGCAAGACUCAAUCUCGUUCCGCGAAAGCUGGCCUUCAGUUCCCUGUCGGUCGUGUACAUCGUCUUUUGAAGAAGGGAAACUACGCACAACGUGUUGGUGCCGGUGCACCAGUAUACCUCGCAGCAGUACUUGAGUACCUUGCUGCUGAGAUUCUUGAGCUUGCGGGUAACGCAGCUCGCGAUAACAAGAAGCAACGUAUUGUACCCCGACACUUACAACUCGCCAUUCGAAAUGAUGAAGAGUUAAACAAGCUCCUCGGCGAUGUUGUUAUCUCGCAAGGUGGUGUCGUACCAUUCAUUAACCCUGAGGUACGUAGAGUCAGUUUGCUUUUUUCUAUUUACUUUCCUAACCGGAAUGCCUUCAGCUCCUACCAAGCAAAACACAAAAGGGCAAAAAGGGAGACAGUCAAGAGGUGUAGGAUGUGGCUUAUUCGGCAUUUCGGGACCUUAGCUGUUGUAUAACUUAUGUGUACUAUUUCUUUCCUGCCUCAUUCGCUAUAAUACCAGGCUCGCCCAAGGGCGAAUUGUAACAUCAUGACGUUGAACCGCUCACAUGCAAAAUCAAUUAAGAGAAUCUUGCAAUUCAGGAAGUCAUCUGCAGCAAGAGUUGACAACUUCAAGCUGCAAAGUGGUCCAGUGCUUCCCUCCUUCCCACUAAGUAACACUUUGGGUUGCGAUCGGCAGGAAAUAUUUGUCUGCCAUAGAAAACGCAUCUAUAAUGCAAACAAAGAGUCAAGGAGCCUGUAAAACCCAGAAUUUCGCAUGUCCAACUUGCAACUUGCAAGAGAACCGCUAAAUAACUCCGUAUCCGGAUCAUAUCA